AUGGUGGUUGGUAGUAUUGGAAAAGUUGAUUUUGAGAACUGGACCUCAAUGCCUUUGAACUACAAGUCCGAAAUAAGGACUGCAGAUGCACAGGAUUCCUUCAAGGAUGGGGUGGUUGUUUUGGUCACUGGAUGCUUAACCGGAAGGGAUAAGUUAAAAAGGAAAUUCGCCCAGACAUUUUUCCUUGCUCCGCAGGACAAGGAACCUACUCAUGUGGUUGAUCCUCCAAAUCUCGACCAAGCUAGCUCACCUACAGAAGAAGUUCAAUAUGUUGAGGAAAAAGCCAAUGACUCUUCGGUAGAUGGGAGGCAAGUUGUUGAUGAAAGAGAGAUUGUUGUGGAAAAUGGAUCAUAUUUCAACAAGGACCAGCACCCUACAAAUAAAGAAUCAGCUAAUUCUGUUGCCCAAGAGGAUGCUCCAAAGAAGCCGUAUGCAUCAAUUGUUAUUUCACAAACAAAGAAAGGGCCAACCAAAAUAUAUGUACCCACCAAUACUUCCAGAGUGGCUCCUCUGAAGGCUGUAAAGCAGCCGGUUGCUGCAGUAGCACAAAACGUAGCUCCUGAAGCAUCAAAUCCUACUACCACUAGUGGAAUCGAUGUACCUGAAUCUAAUGAUGCUGAAGAUGAAGCUGAGGGAUACUCUAUUUAUGUCCGAAAUUUGCCUCUAGAUGUUACUGUAGCACAACUUGAAGCUGAAUUUAAGACAAUGGGCCUAUUAAGCAAGGAUGUGUACAAGUUUGAACAACAAGGAUUCUGCUUUGGCUUUGUUGAAUUUGAAGAUAUGAGCUCUAUAAACCUGUAUGGCACUGUUGAUGGAGCUCACAUCCUCAAAUUCAAAAAAGCCAAAUCAGAAUCCUUGUUUCUGCAGCAAAGAGAAUAA
Molecule: messenger RNA, 879 nt
Organism: Solanum lycopersicum (tomato)
Lineage: Eukaryota; Viridiplantae; Streptophyta; Magnoliopsida; Solanales; Solanaceae
Source: RefSeq, a predicted model, not a curated record